AUGAAUGAAACGCAAAAAGACAACUUGAACCCGCUGGUUCAUCAGCGAAUAACGCCCCGCACAAGGAUAAAGCAACCUGCAGAACUUGAUAACGAUGUUCGGGAUCCGUUUGAUCGCCGAGAAAUAUUCGAUUUAAUCCGGGAUAUUAAUGAUCCUGAACAUCCGUUGACUUUAGAGGACUUAAGAGUGGUUAGCGAAAACGACAUUGAAGUUGAUGAUGAAAAAAGUUUCAUAAAAGUUUCGUUCACACCUACUAUUCCUCACUGCAGUAUGGCCACUCUAAUUGGUCUUGCAAUCCGAGUUCGAUUGCUGAGAUCUCUUCCACCUCGGUUCAAGGUGGAAGUUGAAAUUUCCCCUGGUUCCCACCAAUCAGAGAAGGCAGUGAACAAACAGCUUGGUGAUAAGGAAAGGGUUGCUGCUGCUCUGGAAAACAAUCACUUGCUUAACGUUGUGAAUCAGUGUCUAACAAUCAAAGGAAACUCAUAUGAGACAACUGUUUAA
Ciona intestinalis (vase tunicate) is the source of this 501-nucleotide messenger RNA. RefSeq names its product MIP18 family protein galla-2-like. NCBI's taxonomy places the organism in Eukaryota, Metazoa, Chordata, Ascidiacea, Phlebobranchia, Cionidae. Gene Ontology annotation, cellular component: cytosolic [4Fe-4S] assembly targeting complex. The record is from RefSeq and is a predicted model, not a curated record.